AUGUAUACAACUCCUCCCUUUUCUCAUAAUUAUUCAAACCCAGUGCUAAUGAAAGAUGAUGUUGGAAAACCAAAACCCUCAACAUACAAUUUACCAAAAUAAGAUUUUGUUUAUGGCCUUCCACUUAUCAGAGAUAAGGAAGGAGCAAAAGAAGGUAAUUAUAUACUAAUAAUGUAAUUUUCAGUAACAAUGACUUGGAAAUUUCACCUAGAAUCUUUGGAUAGAAUUCCAAAUAGAGAUUUUGCCUAACUUAAUAAGAUGUCUGUUUUCAAUGGAUCUCUCACUGCUCAUGUAACUUAAUUAAUAUUUCUUUAAGGAUAUGUAUAAAUUUAGAUAAACUCAUGAUGCUCGAUUACAAGUUAAAAAAGGCACUAAUAUUUAAGCAAUUGAAUUACCUGAGGAGGAAUUUAGAUACGGAAGAAAAAAUAGGUUAAUUUUAUUAACUAUAAACAUUGCAUAGACCAUCUACUCCUAUGAAAUUAGUAAUGGGUAACUCUUAUGGAAUAGAAGCUGCAUCAAUUACUUUGGAUAAAUAUUACAAAAGGGCUGGCUCACAAGUAUAUCCUAUCACUUUCUAUCUUGUAGGAAUCCAGAAUGACUAACACAAUUGUCAAACCAAAUAAGGCAUCAUAAUUAUUUCAUGAAAGCAAUCACAAAAAACUUGCAGUGAUCAAAGGAGUAGAAAAAAAAGAACCCUUUAAAAUGGAAAAAUUUAAGACUGUGAGUGCCAGAACAGAUACUAAUCUAAUAGCAAAGAAGGAGUGAUUAACUUAAUUUUUAUUAUAAAAAAUUAAUACAAAAAAUCUAUGAG
Messenger RNA from Paramecium octaurelia, 811 nucleotides. Lineage: Eukaryota; Ciliophora; Oligohymenophorea; Peniculida; Parameciidae. The record is from the annotation of a GenBank genome assembly.